AUGGCUUCACCUUCUGAUGUGUUGGAUCUCAUGUUAAAGCAUCAUAAAAUUUCCCAUCAGGAUAUGUCAGUUGUUUUCUUGAUUGUUGAUGGAUUACAGACUACUUUACAAGAUAGAGAGGAUUCUCAUAAUAAGACACUAGAGACCUUGCAAGAUGUGCUUGUCCAUUAUAAGGAUUUAGAUGUUGUCAAUUUUACUGAUUUUGUUAGUGAUGUGCAAACAAAAGCUACUGGAUUGAUACACUCAUCAAGUUGUGGACAAUACAAUGCCUUUUCCAGUUAUAGACAAAUUCAGAGUUGA
This is a messenger RNA of Entrophospora candida, 300 nucleotides long. The record is from the annotation of a GenBank genome assembly. NCBI's taxonomy places the organism in Eukaryota, Fungi, Glomeromycota, Glomeromycetes, Entrophosporales, Entrophosporaceae.